This is a messenger RNA of Acanthoscelides obtectus, 814 nucleotides long. Lineage: Eukaryota; Metazoa; Arthropoda; Insecta; Coleoptera; Chrysomelidae. The record is from the annotation of a GenBank genome assembly.
AUGACUGCCAACGAACGAUCACAAUUAUCUCAACAAGAAUGCCUUGCUGAGUUACUGUCUGUUUUCGGCAACGAAGCGCCACAUCAGUCGACAAUUUCCCGUUGGUAUGGAGAAUUCAAACGUGGACGGGUAAUCACCCAGGGAAACGUCGAUGCUGUGCGCAAACUCAUCAUUGAAGAUAGACAUGUGACAUAUCGCGAGAUUGAGGCGUCCUUGAAAACAUUAGUUUCUCGUUGGAUACCCCACCUGUUGACUGAAGAGCAGAAUGCAGCCAGGGUUAAUUGGUUCAUCUGUUCUCGAAGUGUUUCGAAAAAGAUGGUCGCGACAUUUGUGUCAAAAGCGGGUCAUAUUGCAACAAUUCCUCUUAAUGAGCAGAGCACUCUUCAAAAAAUGAACCCCGAAAGACGAAUCAUCCUCCACCAAGACAAUGCAAGCUCGCACACUGCCCAAAAAACAAGGCAGUAUUUAACGGAAGAAAACGUGGAAUUAUUGGACCAUCUUCCGUAUAGUCCCGAUCUAAGUCCUAACGCUUUCUUUACUUUCCCGAAAAUUAAAAACAGACUGCGUGGUCAAAAGUUCCAGUCACCAGAAGAAGCAGUUUACGCAUUCAGAAAUGCCGUUUUGGAUGUUCCAGCAAACGAGUGGAAUAAGUGCUUCGAAAAUUGGUUCCUUCGCAUGCAGAUGUGUAUUAAUCUUCGUGGAGAAUACUUCGAAAAACAAUAAAGUCAAUUAAAACUACCUACCGUGUAGUUUUAUUUCCAUAUGCAAAACUUAAAAGACAUCCCUCGUAUUAGCAAAUUUCACCGAAAUAGUU